Ectocarpus siliculosus is the source of this 270-nucleotide messenger RNA. The record is from the annotation of a GenBank genome assembly. NCBI's taxonomy places the organism in Eukaryota, Phaeophyceae, Ectocarpales, Ectocarpaceae.
AUGUCGUCGUCGGUUUCUCCGUCCCCUUCGGCCGAGACGGUGGAGCCGGUGGUUGCUGCCGGUGGGAGUACGGCGUCGCCUUCGGAGGAAGUAGUCGGCAACAAGCGGGCAGCACCAGAGACCGAGAACCCGGACGCCAGCUCUUAUCGGCCCAACAAAAAGACUCUGCGGUGGAACAUGAAGCCGAAAAUCGGGCGAACGGAUAACUGUUCAGCACUCGGAGUCCUGCGAUUUGAAAUGCAGUCUACCAUCGGACUUUUGAAUGUGUGA